AUGACCGAGACCACAAAGACUCACGUUAUCCUGUUGGCCUGCGGCAGCUUCAAUCCCAUCACUAAAGGGCACAUUCAGAUGUUCGAAAGAGCCAGGGAUUAUCUGCAUAAGACUGGAAGAUUCAUUGUGAUUGGUGGGAUUGUCUCUCCUGUCCACGACUCCUAUGGAAAACAGGGCCUGGUGUCGAGUCGGCAUCGUCUCGUCAUGUGUCAGCUGGCUGUCCAGAAUUCCGACUGGAUCAGAGUGGACCCAUGGGAAUGCUACCAAGACACCUGGCAGACGACCUGCAGUGUGUUGGAACACCAUCGAGACCUCAUGAAGAGGGUGACUGGCUGCAUCCUCUCCAAUGUCAACACGCCUUCCAUGACACCUGUGAUUGGACAGCCACAACACGAGAACACCCAGCCCAUUUACCAGAACAGCAAUGUGUCCACCAAGCCCACUGCAGCCAAGAUCUUGGGAAAGGUGGGAGAAAGCCUCACCCGGAUCUGCUGUGUCCGCCCUCCUGUGGAGCGAUUCACCUUUGUAGAUGAGAAUGCCAACCUGGGCACAGUGAUGCGGUAUGAAGAGAUUGAGUUGCGCAUCCUGCUGCUGUGCGGUAGUGACCUGCUGGAGUCCUUCUGCAUCCCAGGACUCUGGAAUGAGGCCGAUAUGGAGGUGAUUGUUGGGGACUUCGGGAUCGUGGUGGUUCCCCGGGAUGCAGCUGACACAGACCGAAUCAUGAAUCACUCCUCAAUACUCCGCAAAUACAAAAACAACAUCAUGGUGGUGAAAGAUGACAUCAACCAUCCCAUGUCUGUAGUCAGCUCCACCAAGAGCAGGCUGGCCCUGCAGCAUGGGGACGGCCAUGUUGUGGAUUACCUGUCUCAGCCAGUCAUCGACUACAUCCUCAAGAGUCAGCUGUACAUCAACGCCUCGGGCUAGCGACACCCAGCUCUCCGCUCUACUCUCCCUGUGUCCUCUGCCAACACACUGGCCCCUCCAGCCACUGUCAGACCCCAUUUUCUCUCUGCCUCUCUGUUUCUCUGUCUUCAUCUUGACUGUUCUCCCCACUGGCUGACUUAACCCCCACAGUGUGGGGGGCCUGCGAAGAACCGUGGCAUUUCCCAUUCCACAGUCAUCUUUGGAUAAACUUUCCUCUAGUCUCCGGGUUGGGGGUGGGUAAGGGAACAGGGUGGGAGUUGGGGGAAGUGCAGCCCUUGGAGAUGUACUGGUGUCCGUCUCCCAGCAUGCUCUAGAGAGGCGACUCUGGUGCCAUCCUCCCAGCAUGCUCUGGGGAUGUGGCUCAGGCUCUCGCCUUCCCAGCAUGCCCUUUACCACAAAGGGCUAUUUUUCUUUAUUUCUUUCCCUUUGUCCUCUUCUUGUAGAACUUGGAUGGAAUCAGUGUGUGUGGUUUUUAUGUUUGUGGUCUUGAUGCUCUCCUGCAGUUUACUUCCCUUUUGACAGGACACGAUAGCCAGUCUCGGCACUCUGAGUGCGUGAGGGCCACACCCAGGAAAGAAGGCAGAGUCUCUUCUGCUUCUUCAACACACAGGCACAUACACGAACCCAUGCCCAUAGACACAAACACACACAUGCACACACACACAAGCACAUAUAUGCACACACACACAUUCACACAUACACAAACACAUACAUGCACACAUGCACACUCAUGCACACACACACAGACAGCCACACCUGCAGCAACCUGAAACCCCUUUGGUCAGGAAUAAGACUCUCAGGUUCUGAAAGCUGGCACACAAGUCUGGGAAAAGUAGAAUUUCUCAGAAUUUGGGUAGCUAGUUUCAGAAGACCAUGGUCCUAAUUCUCUGUGUCUGACUGGUGGCAUUGUAUGGGUUCCCUGCCAGACAGGCAUUUCCAGAGAGAGCAAAAGCUCUAGAGGCCAUGGUAAGAUGUGUUCCUGCCAGUGAGAGGAAUCACAGGCGAGACCAAGUGCUGAUAAUCCAUUCAUUUCUUUUGAAAACAAGCUCAGAGUCCACUUGACCAUGGAGAUUCUUUGCUAAUUGGGAUUGUUUAUUGCCCAUUUGGCUGGGAACUGCAAGUUCAGGAUGCUCUGGGAGAAUGCAAUUUGUUACCCUGAGGAGAAUUCAUGAUCCCCACCCACUCAGCCUAAAGUUGCCCAGCUGUGCCCAAAGCCCUUUCUUUCUUGGGAAGUGAUCACCCUUGUUGCCGAGCUGGCCCUGUCAGUCUCCUGCAGAGCCCAGCAGCAGCAGCCAAUGCCCUAGGACGUCUCCCUGACAAGAGUGGGUUCACAACAGAACUAUCUCCCCAUUUCUCCCCACUGUCCGCCCCUUCUCUCUACCUCCGAAAACAAUUUGGACGCCCAUACCCUGCCUGGAGAGCUAAUAGGAAAUGAUCUUUAUGUUUUGUGUUUCCCAUCCGGCCCCUGUCUCUUGGGUUUCGGGUUGUUCACAGGGAAUGGCUCCUGAGUGUGAGGCUACUUUUAACAUGGCCCAGGUGGGACCGAACAGGGGUGAUGUUCUUUACCUCGAGUUUCACUCCAGCUCCCUCAGCUAACUCUAAGGGAAAAAAGUGGAGUCCACAGAAUUGUGUACAGCAGCCCACACUGCUCUGUGGUUCUUUAGACUGUAGAAACCAUCUCCAGAGGGAGGAGAUUAUUUUUAUAAUCUAGAGGUCCAAUGUUUGGCUAAAGGUCCCAGAAAAAAACAAAAACAAAAACAAAACAAAACAAAAAACAGAGAAAACGUGCAGAACCCAUUUGCUCCCAGGUUCUUUUGAAAUCAAGGGAGUAGAACGCCUAGCGAGUCAGUGUCUGGUCCAGGAUCUCGAAGCCCAUCCUGGGAAGCAUGAGGAGAGAAUGCUGUUUUCCUAGACAAAAGAAAGCCGGAGCCGGAUUGCCUGGGGCAACAUGGUGUCGUGAAGGCUCUGGAGCUGUCAAGGGUCUGCAUGAGAAAGAUAACAUUUCUUCCGUCCCUUUGGUUCACUGUGUUCCUCCUCUGGACUCUGGUCAAGCCUCAUUUACUUCAUGGCCUGAGGUGAGGACCCAGGCUAGCCCAGCACCCUUGGGCAGCAGGCAGCUAGGAGCAGGGAGGGAAGGAAGGUGAGCUGGGAGGACAGGUGUGGAAGUCGGUUCUGGGAAGCAGGUGGGCAGACUAUCUUGAUGAGGUGUGUGGAAACAGUUUUCCUGCCACAGAAGUGAGUCCCUUCCAGGUGGAGCCAAUUGUCCAUUCACUUCCCUGUCUCUUUCUCCCUUUGUUGGAGCAAAGGUAGAGUGCAUCCCCCACCCUUGUGCAGAACAGCACGGUGUGACUGUGACCUGCCCCAGCCAAGAUAGUUUUAAGUGGUGCCUCGUAUGUCCUCAGGAUGCUUGUCUUUGGGGACCUGCUGCUUCCUGUGAAGGCUGGCCCAUUACUAGCGUGGCCCAGAGAUGCUGGUGACGGCACAGAAUGGAGUGUUCUGAUUAUUUACAGCUGCCAGCAAACAACAUCCCUGCCAUUUUUUAAAAAAGAGGCAGACAGACGGGCAGCAGGGAAAUGUUAACAGCUCUCUCCUCCAGGAGUGGGGUUGUGGGGAACCUGGGUUGCUAGUCCGUCCCACAUGCCCAAUCCCAGGUAGCCUCUGGGCCCCUGGCUUUCAUUUUCUUUGAAUGUACAUUGACCAGCAAAGGAAGUCUCCUACUGAAGUGCCUGAAAUCACAGCUGGUUUCCAGAGACACUGCUCUUCCUAUUUUGGCUUGGCCACACGUUCUAGUCUCAUGUUUCAGAAUCUCCGAAAGAACUCAUGAACUUGCCAUUCAAAUAUGUAGGAAGUAAAACUUGAUAAUCAAACUGCAUCCGAAGCUGGAGGAUUACAGAGAGCCCAAAUCCACUCCCUCACUCCGGUAUUCUCACACACUUUUAGGGGACUAAGAGAAGCACGCCCAUUUAUUUUUUGUUUCUAUUAGAAAAGAAAGGCAAUGCCAGGUGUGGUGGCACGCACCUGUAAUUCCAGCACUGAGAGGUGGAGGCUGGAGGAUCAGGAGUUCAAGUCCAGCCUCUGUGCACGUAAGACCUUGUAUCAAAACAAAAUCAGCAAUGCAAAAACAGCAUAUGAAAAGCUCAGGUUCUCUCCCAAGGCUACAGCAGGAGGGGCAGAAGGAUGGAGACAGGCUGAUUCUGUAACUAAUGUAAUUAAGACGCCUAGAGAUAGCCUGUGGUAAGGAGGGUGUGGUCUGCCAUGCUGAUCUGACCCACACACUUUGUGAGCUGACUGGGAAAUUCAACUUAUGUGAUUUCUGUGUGGUAUGCGUUUGCAAGUGUCCGAGUAGCCUAUUCCAGUUAGUUAGAAAUGAGUUGCAGCCCUUUCUCACCUCCUUUCGGUGGUGUCCCAGGGCCCUCUGCUUGAUCCUCCUGGGGUUGGAAUGGGGAGGAAGAAGCUUUUUUGUUUUUGUUUUUAAUCAUAUCAUCUGUUGAUUUAAGAGUGAGAUUUACUUUAUAGAAAUCAACUCAUUAGUAAAAACUCCAUUCAAGUUGCAAUACCAUUUCAUAGUGAAAUAUUUUUGAGUAGAGUUUUGUUGCUAGACUAGUCAUGGCAAGAGUUUUAUCAGCAAAAUGUUUCAAUUAUGUUAAUAAACCAGACAAUGCUACUA
Messenger RNA from Cricetulus griseus (Chinese hamster), 4591 nucleotides. The record is from RefSeq and is a predicted model, not a curated record. Lineage: Eukaryota; Metazoa; Chordata; Mammalia; Rodentia; Cricetidae.